Doryrhamphus excisus (bluestripe pipefish) is the source of this 1757-nucleotide messenger RNA. RefSeq names its product WD repeat and SOCS box containing 2 (gene wsb2). Gene Ontology annotation, biological process: intracellular signal transduction; protein polyubiquitination. NCBI's taxonomy places the organism in Eukaryota, Metazoa, Chordata, Actinopteri, Syngnathiformes, Syngnathidae. Gene Ontology annotation, molecular function: protein binding. The record is from RefSeq and is a predicted model, not a curated record.
UGGCCUAGCGUCGUUGCAUAAUGAGACGUGAACGUGACCAAGCUGAGAAAAUGUCGUAAUCGACGCCGGGCUCACAAUCAAAGACGGCAAGAGACCCUUGGAACCUUCCAUUUUUUGUUUUGUUCUGUUCAGGCGAGGCUCGAAAGUCCCGCUAGGCCCCAGCUCGGUCUCCAUGGAUCGGACACAACCGCGGAGGUUCGCUUGAGGAAGUGGAAGAAUGUGAAGAGGCGACGAUGUGCUCCAUGCAAAGCAACGCGGAGCCCCAGCCGACCGCCUCCGACCCGGCGCUCAUCCUGGAGCUAAAGACGCGGCGCCCCCCGUCCCUGGAGGGCCGUCCCGGAUGUGAGACCUGGAGCGUGGACUUCUCCCCCGACGGAGCCUGGUUCGCCUGGUCCAUGGGACACGGCAUCGUGUGGGUGGUCGCCUGGCCCCUCGACUCGGAAGAAGGUCAGGACGGGAGCGUGGACCGAGGAGACAAGAGCUUCAGCUGCGGGUAUCCAGUGUGGGGACUGGCCUUCGGACCCAGACCUCCCAAGGGGGCCUGCGCCAAACCGGCACCGAAAGGGAACAACGACAGUCUCCUGUUAGCCACGGGUCUGGAAAACGGCGUCAUCAAAAUCUGGAACGUUCUCACGGGCGUGGCCGUGUUUGACCUCCACGGCCACGAAGGCGUCGUUCGGCACCUCGUGUUCCCUCGGAACGGGACGCUCACGCUCGUGUCGUCGUCCCGGGACAAGACGUUGAGGAUCUGGGACCUGACGCAAAAAGGUAAGAAGGUCCAGGUGCUGUCAGGCCACAAGGACUGGAUCAGCUGCUGCUGCGUGUCGCCAGACUGCAGCAUGAUGGCCACCGUGGGGAGGUUUGACAGAAUGGUGUGCCUGUGGAGUCUGCGCUCGUACACCUUCAUCAGGAACCUGACGGGCGGCAACCACAAGACGCUCUACCUGCUCUCCUCCUGCGACUUCUCCCCCGACGGUGCCCUGCUGGCCACGGCAGCCUUCAGCGGCGCCAGCUGGUGGAUCGUCCUGUGGGACCCGUACACAGCCGAGAAGCUGGCCACACUGGUGGACUACUUUGAGGACUACGGGCAAAACCAGAUCUCAUCCAUCCAGUUCUCUCCCAGCGGCUUGCACCUGGCCAUCGUGACUGACAGAGCACUUCACAUCUGGGAGCCCGGGAAACCAGGCAUGGCCAUGCAGACCAAAGCCGACAGGGAGUCCAACGGACUGUGCUGCAAAUACCAUCCACAAGGGGGCGUGGUCGCCACGGGGACCCGUGACGGCCACGUGCGGUUCUGGAAGGCCCCCUGGACCGUGCCCACGCUGCGCCACCUGUGCCGCUCCAUCCUGCGCCACUCGGUGUCCACGCACCAGAUGGAGCCGCUGCCCCUCCCCAAGAGAAUCCUGGAGUACCUCACCUACCGCGACAUCCCCAACUGCCUGAGGGGGCACCACGCCUCCGCGGGCGACACUUGGCAAACCUAAAGCUUCAAGGGGCCUCGUUUACAGCCUGUGAUUGUUGAACUGCCUCAUGAUGUUUAGUUGUUGCUUUGCCAUCGUUUGAUUGGCUGAGCCAUUCCUACACUCAAGUUGUAUUGCACUAGCACAUCACUGGUAAAUGAUUUAAUAUAUAGACAUAAUACUGCUGCUAAUUUAUUGUGUACAUAGGAAAGGUGUUUCUAAUGUUCCACGGCUGAUCUCAUGCACCACGACUCUACCUGCAUGCCAAGAACUUUUAUUAAAAUCAUUUACACAGAG